ACAAUUUUAAAUUGUUUUUAACAUUCGUAAAUCGCUUAUCCAUUGCUCUCUAUUACACCUGAAUAGUAUUCAAAAGCGAUUUAGUUCCAUUUUAUAGGCACUUCUUGAGUACUUAUAAUUAACUCAGUGGAUCUUUGUUCAUUGGAGUCAGCUUGGGCGUAAACCUCUCUAUAUAUUUGUGACUUGGUGCGUUGGUGAUUUGCAAAUCAUAUUUAUCGAUGAAGAUGUGUUAGUAGGAAGAUGUUAAGUCUGGAAAUGCAUUUCUAUACCUUUUUGUCGACGAUUAAAAGUUCUGGAGAAGAUAUUUGCUCAAUUACUGCUGAUAGCCAAUGACGAUAACGCUUUUCGUGACAUGCAAAGAGUGUUACCGAAUAUCAACAAGAAGGACUUUAAAAGAUGCUGUGGAACCACAACAUUCGUAGCAAACAACCGAAUGCAUCUAAUUUUCUUUUAACGUGGUCGCGUAAUGAAUCCGCUAAAGGCAGAAGAUAACUUGAAGUCGGAAACGUCAUCGCCAAAAACACAAACUAGCGAUACAGUUACUGGGUACCAAGGUGGUAACACGGCGGUGAAUAACAACACAACUGAGGACGAUGAUGAUCACGUGAAGCGACCUAUGAAUGCGUUUAUGGUUUGGUCUCGCACUGAACGACGGAAGCUAGCAUUGAAAUACCCAAACAUGUUGAACUGUGAGAUAAGCAAGCUUUUAGGCGCAGAAUGGAGUCGCAUGGGAGACGAAGAAAAACAACCAUAUAUACAAGAAUCGAAAAGGCUGCGAACAAUACAUAGCCAAAAGUAUCCAGAUUACUCAUACAAGCCAAGACGACGAAAAAGAAAGGCCCAGCAAAACCAAAACGUUUACCCACCAAUGAGUUUUCCAACUGGAUUCCCAACUGGAGGCCCUGUCCUGCCUCCUUAUCAGUUCCCAGCCUCCUAUCCGAAGAUGAUGUCGGACUCUUUCCGCCUACCCGGAACCGGUGUCGACUCACCUUAUCAUCCGGGUAUGUCGGACCCAUCAAAAGCGGGGAAUUAUUUCAACCCAGCAAAUAUGCCUUCAGCACAAGACAUGAAGUAUUUUAUGCCCGGCUCAAACGGCAGUGGUUUUCCACCGUCUUCAACAUUUCCAAACAUGAGCAUAGGUGGUUCAACUUCAGUUAGUGCUCCUAGUAACAUGUACUCUUCUAAUCCGGGACAAUAUGCACCUACUCUUUUUAAAGACCAUAGUUUUUCAGGUAGUAUUUAAACUUUACAAUAGUUUAUAGACCGCCCCAGCUUCAUUCAGAUGUGCGGAAAGUGCGGUAUAUUUUAGCUGUUUGCACCAUAAUCGGCUUUUUCUGCAAACUAAUUGUAUACUGAUUAGCAUUGGCAGCUUUUGUAAAUAUAAUGUUGUAACAUAUCAGCGACUUUGUAAAGCUUAAAAGUUUCUGCUACUAAUAAUAUUAGUUUUAGUUUAUAUUUCGACAAAAGAAAAAAUGUUUAGCACGACGCAAUGUUUUCUAUAUGAAUAUGUGUAGAGAAAGCACAACAA
Messenger RNA from Rhopilema esculentum, 1528 nucleotides. The record is from RefSeq and is a predicted model, not a curated record. Lineage: Eukaryota; Metazoa; Cnidaria; Scyphozoa; Rhizostomeae; Rhizostomatidae.